Messenger RNA from Fusarium falciforme, 951 nucleotides. RefSeq lists its product as hypothetical. NCBI's taxonomy places the organism in Eukaryota, Fungi, Ascomycota, Sordariomycetes, Hypocreales, Nectriaceae. Bases 1 to 951 code for a protein of 316 amino acids. The transcript has a single exon. The record is from RefSeq and is a predicted model, not a curated record.
AUGAAGGCUGUUUCGAUUCUUUACUUCCUCACUGUGGCCUCUGCCAUGUCCAUUCAGCCGAGACAAUUCGGCGGACGAUUCCGUGGAGGGUUCGGCGGAGGUGGCAAUUUUGACAACGGUGUUGCUCCAGUCAAUGGCAACGUGCCACAGAACGACAACGGCAACGCUAAUGUCCCGCAAAAUGGUAACGGCGGCAACGGCAAUGGAAAUGGCAAUGGCAACGAUGACGCCAACGGUGAUGCCAACGGUGAUGCCAAUGGGGAUGCCAACGGUGAUGCCAACGGGGAUGCCAACGGGGAUGCCAACGGGGAUGUUCCGCAAAACAACGACGGCGGCAACAACAACAACAACAACAACAACAACAACAACAACAACAACAACACCGGAGCCGAUGGCGGCGCAGCCGACGAUACUACCAAUGGAGGCGGCGCAGCUAAUGAUGCUACCAACGGAGGCGGCGCAGCUGACGGCACCACUGACAAUGAUGGCACAGCUGGCGAUAAUACCAAUGGAGGCGGUGAUCAGGCAGCCAAUGGCCAGACGGUUGUCUUUACCGAAAUCGGUGGCGUACCGGGCAAUGAAUGCCUCACCUUCCGCAACAACGGCGAAAUCGUCGAUGCCGCAUGCGUCAACGAAGCCAUCGACCGUCAAAUCACUCCAUCUGCUGUCAACGGUGCGAAUGCGCUCCGCGUUCAGCGAACAUUCACAGCGGGAUUCAGACCUGACCUUGUUGACGUUCAGGCUUGCGUCGGAUUCAAUGGAACGCAUUUCCGUGCUGAGGAUUGCAAUGCGCAGGGUAUUGAGCUGGUCACUUUCAGCAACGGCGAGUUGAGGGCUUCUGGAGGCGCUUGUGCUAGUGGUCACGAUGAUCUGGCGCAGAUGACGGUUGAUGCUGCAGGAAACACUUGUGCUACUUACACGACAACCAAUGUUCAGCCUGCGGCCGCAUAA